CCGCCCCAGAGUCAGCCGAGGCGGAGCGGAGCGUUAAGCGGUGCAGAUCCAGGGCCAAGCAGACAGCCGCUCCGCCUUCCGAGUCCGCACAGCCCCGACGGCCCAGCCACGCGCAUGGCACCCCGGGAAACGCACUGAGCCAGGGGUCGCGGCGCCGCAGGUGGCACAAUGGCCCUGGAGCAGGCCCUGCAGGCGGCGCGGCAGGGAGAUUUGGAUGUGCUGAGGUCCCUGCAUGCAGCCAACCUGCUGGGGCCCUCCCUGCGCGACCCCCUGGACGCCCUGCCUGUGCACCACGCGGCCCGCGCGGGCAAGCUGCACUGUCUGCGCUUCUUGGUGGAGGAGGCAGGCCUGCCCGCUGCGGCCCGCGCACGAAACGGCGCCACACCGGCCCACGACGCCGCAGCUACCGGCCACCUCGCCUGCCUGCAGUGGCUGCUCUCGCAGGGCGGCUGCAGGGUGCAGGACAAAGACAAUUCUGGUGCCACGGUCCUGCAUCUGGCUGCCCGCUUCGGCCACCCUGAGGUGGUGAACUGGCUGCUGCGUUACGGCGGUGGGGAACCCACCAUGGCCACAGACACGGGCGCCUUGCCUGUCCACUAUGCCGCCGCCAAAGGAGACUUCCCCUCCCUGAGGCUUCUUGUCGGGCACUACCCUGAGGGAGUGAAUGCCCAAACCAAGAAUGGUGCCACGCCCCUGUACCUGGCGUGCCAGGAGGGCCACCUGGAGGUGACGCAGUACCUGGUGCAGGAGUGCGGCGCGGACCCGCACGCGCGCGCCCACGAUGGCAUGACCCCACUGCACGCAGCAGCACAGAUGGGCCACAGCUCGGUCAUCGUGUGGCUGGUGAGCUGCACCGACGUGAGCCUGUCGGAGCAGGACAAAGACGGCGCCACAGCCAUGCACUUCGCCGCAAGCCGCGGCCACGCCAAAGUGCUCAGCUGGCUCCUGCUGCACGGCGGCGAGAUCUCAGCCGACCUGUGGGGCGGGACCCCGCUGCACGACGCCGCCGAGAACGGCGAGCCGCAGUGCUGCCAGAUCCUGGUAGUGAACGGCGCGGAGCUGGACGUCCGCGACCGUGACGGGUACACGGCCGCCGACCUGUCGGACUACAAUGGCCACAGCCACUGCACCCGCUACCUGCGCACCGUGGAGAACCUGAGUGUGGAGCAUCGAGUACUGUCCCAGGAUUCGUCCACUGAGCUGGAGGCAAAGCAGCCUGACUCGGGCAUGUCCUCACCCAACACCACCAUGUCAGUCCAGCCACAGAACUUUGACCUCAGCUCGCCUGCCAGCACCCUGUCCAACUAUGACUCCUGCUCUUCCAGCCACUCCAGCAUCAAGGGCCAGCGCCCUCCUCCUCGUGGACUUUCCAGCGCAAGAGCCGCAGACAUACAGAACUACAUGGAUAUGCUGAACCCAGAGCUGGGCCUGUCUCAGGGCAAGAUGGGGAGAUCUGUACCCCCGCCACCGCCCCCCAGCUUCCCUCCACCGCCCCCACCCCCAGGCACCCAGCUGCCCCCACCUCCACCGGGCUACCCAGCCCCCAACCCCCCUGUGGGGCUCCAUGCCGCUGACAUCUACAUGCAGACCAAGAACAAGCUCCGCCACGUGGAGACAGAGCCACUCAAGAAGGAGCCGAGCUCCCGCGACCACCACAACGGGCUGCGGAGGCAGGACUCCGGCCGCAAGUCCCGGACCUUCAUCAAGCAGCCCAGCACGGGGGACUACUACCGCCAGCUGGGCCGCUGCACCGGGGAGCCGCUGGCAGCACGCCCGGGCAUGGCGCACAGCGAGGAGGUGCGUGCCCUCCAGCCCGCACCCGCCGGCCGCCCUGGAUCCGGCCCUGCAGCCCGCGCCUCACUAGCCAGCCCCUCCGCUCCCCCGCAGGCGGCUCUGCUCCCGGGGAACCACGUGCAAAACGGCUGCACCGCGGACUCUAAGCCGUCCAGGGAGCUGCCGCCACCGCCGCCGCCGCCGCCGCCGCCCCCGCCUGAGGCCCAGAGCUCGCUGCCGCCUGCCCCACCUCUGCCCUUGGAGGGUGCGGGCUCCGGCUGCGGGCAGCGCCGCUCCUCGUCGUCCACCGGCAGAUGGGGCACUGCUCUGCCUGACAGGCUUCCUGGAAGGUGCCCCCAACCCAGACCAGCAGAAGUGAGAGUCCUGAGGCACAGGAAGAGCACCAAGUCUUUCAACAUGAUGUCCCCAACGGGUGACAACUCAGAGCUACUGGCUGAGAUCAAGGCAGGCAAGAGCCUGAAGCCAACACCGCAGAGCAAGGGGCUGACCACAGUGUUCUCAGGCAGCCGGCAGCCAGCAACCCAGCAUGACACACAGGUGCCACCUGUGUCACCUGCCCCAUCUCGGGCCCGGAGCCCCACUCCACCAGCCGUGGGGCCUCAGCCACUGCUCAAUGGCAGCAUAGUGCCCGCACCACCCGCCACCCCUGCGCCAGGUGUGCAGCUCAAUGUGGAAACGCUCGUCCCAGUACACGACGAGCAGGGCCGGCCCAUCCCUGAGUGGAAGCGCCAAGUGAUGGUGCGCAAGCUAAUGGUGAAGAUGCAGGAAGAGGAGGAGCAGAAGCGGAAGCUGACAUCUGCUAGCUCCUGCUGCUACCCCCCGGAGGGCUGGAGGUACUCCCAGGAGCACAACGCCAUCCUUGGGCCCUUCGGGGAGCUCAUGACUGAGGCCGACAUCCUCCGCAUUGAGCAACAAAUCGAGAACCUGCAGGUACUACACAAGGCUCAGAAGCUGGAAGCACGCCUGGAACAGCUGGAGCUGGAGCUGGAGCAACUGCUGCCCAUCUCAGCCGCCCUGUCGGCUCCACGCUUCACCAUUGACCCCCGCCGCAUGCAUGGCCGCGCCGCCAGCCUGCCUGCUUGGUGCAGCAAGAUCUCCACGCUGCUCAAGAGCAUGGCCACGCUACUGGCUGCACUGGGCGGACGGCCCGCACACCUGGCGGAGCUGCUGACAGCCGAGACUGGCCAGCCCCUGGAGCCGCUGCCUGAUGCACCCUCAGGACCGGGGCCUCUUUGCUUGGGCCGCUCGCACUCUCUCAGCUGGUGCCGGGAGGCCGUGGCGCGCGAGAUCCUUGAGUGCGGCGUUUCAGUGCAGCAACUCCGAGCCACCUAUGAGCUGCGUGCCCAGGGCGCGGCGUCCACCAGCUGCCAGCACCAUAAGUUCCCGCAGCCGGCCAGCACCCCAGACCGUGAGCCCAUCCUGGAGGAGGACUACGUGGCUGCCGGCUCCGAAGAGCAGAGCGCUGCGGUGGCAAACGGACUACUGGACUCUGAAGAGCCCUUGGGUACCUUGGGCCUGCCUGAGGUGCAGGAUCCCCAGGUGGCACUGCCAGAGCCCGAGCAGAUGGCGCACAGGCCGCCACUCUCCGCUGAGCUGCCCGGCGUCCAGGACUACAUCGACAUGCGCAAAGAGCGCAUCGUCUACCUUUUCCUGGAGCAUUGGCGCAAGUGGACCUUCAGGAGUCCUGGGCGCCACACCCAGGUGCGUCUGCGCAAACUUCUGCCUCGCAUUGUGGCAGCAGGCGCUGGCACUGUCCCAGAUGAAGAGGGAGCCUCCCCGCCCCCGGAGGGCGACAAUGAGGCCUACAGUCAGGAUAAGCGGUUGCGGCACUUGCUGAAGCAGAGGCAAGUGGUGGGCAAGUUGCUGGGUCACUGGCGGAGUCUGCUACAGCAAGUACCCGCACGGCAACCACGAGGCCCAGGCCUGGCUCAUGGCCUGUACUGGCCCCAGCACUUCCUGCCACCCCUGGACGGUGGCGCCCCUCGACACUACGACAGCCUCACGCUCGACCUCUUCAUGCUUGGCUACUUCCAGCUGCUAGAGAUGGGCCUCAGCCGCGAGGAGCGCAAGUUCCGCCACUUGCUGUGUUAUGAGAUGUUCGACCGGCUGGGCAGCCACCCGUGGGAGCUCAUCCGCCUCUUCCACCGCGUAGUGAUUGAGGAGGUGGAGGCCGGCAGGCGCAGCUGGAGCGACGGCUUCGAGGACCUCAGGUGCCAGUUCUUUGGAGACAGCCCAGAGGCUGAGCCGGCCAGGGAAGAAGAGAAGGAAACAGAGGAAGAGAAAGAAAAAGAGAAGGAGCCCCCCGAAGAGGCUGUGCCAGCUGACAUGGAGGACCUGACAGAGGAGCAGCCAGAGGCCCCUGCCUCAGCACCACAGCCCCUUCCUGCCACCCAUCCCCCCAACUCAGACCCAUCUUGUCUCCCAGCCCCUGCUGAGGACCCUUUGGAGUUGGUGUCUGAGAUGGGCGAGUUCAGCAAUGAGGACAUCUGUCGCUACAUAGACCGUAGCUUCUCUUUCUGGAAAGAGAAGGAGGCAGAGAUGUUUGACAUCUGAGCACUGAGUUCAGAAUUUACUCUUGAGCGUCUGAACGUGGGUCUGGAUACCUGCAUGAUGCCCUCCAGAAGCCAGAAGCCAGCAGGGGCUGGAAGAACCCAGGACCAGUGAAAAGCUGCUUGCUCAGGACCAGGCUGCCUCAGCCUUCAAGGUCCCCUCCAGACAGGAUAUGGGGCAUUUGCCUGUAUACGCAAGGCAUGGCACUUGACAAAGCUGGGUGUUCCCUCUAGCCCCAUUGCUGAGCUCUGUGGGGAGCCAGGUAGCAGAAUCAGUCCCUCAAAGAGUGAGGGAUCAUGGCCCUAUCUUGGGGCACUGUAGCUGUGUCUCUGGCUUUUCAAUGGGUUUGCAGCUACCUCCUUGGCCACUGUGGUGUUCUGUGUGAUGUGUGAUGUGUACAGACUCUCCUCUGUGACAUCCAAGGAAUAAAGCCCUUUGCUGUAA
This is a messenger RNA of Ictidomys tridecemlineatus (thirteen-lined ground squirrel), 4788 nucleotides long. NCBI's taxonomy places the organism in Eukaryota, Metazoa, Chordata, Mammalia, Rodentia, Sciuridae. The record is from RefSeq and is a predicted model, not a curated record.